This is a messenger RNA of Cornus florida, 2190 nucleotides long. RefSeq names its product general transcription factor IIH subunit 2. Gene Ontology annotation, cellular component: transcription factor TFIIH holo complex; transcription factor TFIIH core complex. Lineage: Eukaryota; Viridiplantae; Streptophyta; Magnoliopsida; Cornales; Cornaceae. The coding region runs from base 307 to 1611 and encodes 434 amino acids. Gene Ontology annotation, biological process: nucleotide-excision repair; regulation of transcription by RNA polymerase II; DNA-templated transcription. The record is from RefSeq and is a predicted model, not a curated record. The transcript is spliced from 5 exons. Gene Ontology annotation, molecular function: zinc ion binding.
UUCCGAAACCCUGACUCACGAAAACAACUUCAACCUUAUUGGUCUUGAAAAAAAUUAUGACACCUGUCUUGAGAAAACUAGAACUCGGCGGUAAUUUCACCUGCAACAACACAAGAGGUCAGUAUACCUUGGAGGGACAGAAGAGUGCUCGGCGAUCAGCUGAUAGGCGACCACUUUGAAGGACUCUCGUCGUCUGAAAAACCCUAAAUCCUAAUCCCCUUUCUAAGGCGAUUCGACAUUCGAAGGUGUCAGGCAACACUAUUUUAAACUUACUUCCGUGGAUUAAAGCUUCGAUUGGCAAGAAAUAUGAACCAUAUCGAACACUGGGAAUUCAACAAUGGUGAAGGAAGACAAUUUAACAGAAUUCUAGAAGAACAGGAGGAAGAAGAUGAAGACAACGAAAAUGGGAGAGGUCUUGAGGCUUGGGAGAGAGCUUAUGCGGAUGAAAGGUCAUGGGAGUCUCUGCAAGAGGAUGAGUCUGGACUUCUUCGCCCCAUUGACAACAAAAUCCUCUACCAUGCUCAAUAUCGUCGACGCCUCCGCGCUCUCUCCGCCACUGCAUCUACUGCUCGAAUUCAGAAGGGCCUCAUUCGCUUUCUCUACGUUGUUGCUGAUUUCUCCAGGGCAGCUGCAGAGAUGGACUUCCGACCAAGCCGAAUGGCUGUAGUUGCAAAGCAAAUUGAGGCUUUCAUUAGGGAGUUCUUUGACCAGAAUCCGCUUAGUCAAAUUGGCCUGGUAACUAUAAAAGACGGGGUUGCUCAAUUCUUAACGGAUCUUGGUGGCAGUCCUGAGUCGCACAUUAAAGCAUUGACGGGUAAAUUGGAGUGCUCUGGUGAUUCCUCACUUCAGAAUGCCCUUGAACUCAUCCAUGACAAUCUUAAUCAAAUCCCAUCAUAUGGUCACCGCGAAGUUCUCAUCUUCUAUUCAUCUCUAAGUACUUGUGAUCCUGGAGAUAUAAUGGAAACCAUCCAGAAAUGCAAGAAAUCUAAAAUAAGGUGUUCAGUUAUUGGUCUCUCUGCGGAGCUCUUUAUAUGUAAACAUCUCUGCCAAGAAACUGGUGGAUCAUACUCUGUCGCAUUGGAUGAGUCCCACUUAAAAGAGUUAGUGCUGGAGCAUGCACCACCACCUCCAGCAAUAUCAGAAUUUGCAAUUGCGAAUUUGAUAAAGAUGGGUUUUCCGCAAAGAGCAGCAGAGGGUGUUGUAUCAAUUUGUUCGUGUCAUAAAGAGGCAAAGGUUGGUGGGGGCUAUGCUUGUCCAAGAUGCAAAGCACGCGUUUGUGAUCUGCCUACUGAAUGCCGCAUUUGUGGGCUGACUCUUAUUUCUUCUCCCCACUUGGCAAGGUCGUAUCACCAUCUCUUCCCAAUAAGACUGUUUGAUGAGGUGGCUCCCUCACUUCUGAACAUUUCACAUAACAGGCUACCAAAAAAUUGUUUUGGUUGCCAGCAAAGUCUUCUCAAUCCUGGAAACCAAUCUAACCUUACUGUUGCUUGUCCAAAAUGUAAACACCACUUUUGCCUUGAUUGUGACAUCUACAUUCACGAGAGCUUGCACAAUUGUCCGGGUUGUGAGAGCUCCAGGCAUCCCAAGUUGGUCGGUGAUAAUGUGGAAUGACACGCUCUAAUUUGUUUCUGCCUCCAAAAAGUUGUUGGAGUUCAGUGAUUUCGUCAGUCAAUGCAACUGAAGAAUGAAACCGUGCCAGAAAUCUCCAUAAAUAAUUUCAUCGCCCAAAAUGGCAGUCCUACUUUGUUGUCAUUAUUUUUGUAGGUCACAUUCAGGCAACCUCGCGACAUUCUUAGAAGCGGUGGCCUCAACUUCUAAGGAAUCUGACUGUUUUGUGUCCAAGAGUUUACCCGGUGGACUGCUGGUUUUUGGAUGUUUUGAGUCAUUAUUUCUACCCAACACUAGAAAGGAAAUGGAUCCUCUCUAAGCCUUUUUUUUUUUUUUCCUGUCUAAGCAUAGGUAAGCUUAAAUCCAAGGAUGAGAAAAGUGUCAUGUAGGUUCAAUGCUACUACGAUUUCUAGCACAAUUUUAUCUCAACAAAAAUAAAUGAAGUGGGAUGUUUCUAACAAUUGGAUGUGGGCUUGAAGAUGCUGAACAGAAAAAAAGUGAUCUAUUUUAGAAAAGAUGCAUUAGCACUUGAUUUGUAGUGGAUCUUUUUAUCUUUGCGUAUUUAUCAAAGAUUUUUAAUUA